Molecule: messenger RNA, 1266 nt
Organism: Chenopodium quinoa (quinoa)
Lineage: Eukaryota; Viridiplantae; Streptophyta; Magnoliopsida; Caryophyllales; Amaranthaceae
Product: pentatricopeptide repeat-containing protein At1g62930, chloroplastic-like
Exons: 2
Coding region: 415-1116 (233 amino acids)
Molecular function (GO): protein binding
Source: RefSeq, a predicted model, not a curated record
GGGGGGGGGCACUAGGAACUUGCUGAACUAAACUCAUGUUUUGAUCACAUUGCAUAGUUAUAAGUUCAAAUUAUGUCACUUUGACCUGGUCUUCUUUUGUUAUUUUCUUCUCUUUUUUCCACUAUGAUAAAUAGAAGAAGAAAAGAAGCAAAAGGGGUCAAAACCCUCAGGUUUAGAGAUCAAUCAAAGCUGGUUAAGCUUGCGAUUUCAGAUACAUCCAACCAGCCCGGCUUUUAGAACAUGUCAUUCAAUCUCAUUGUAUUGUAUUGGAACUUUAAUACGGAUUAUAUACAUACAGUCAGUGGAGUAUAUUUUUUUCGAUGAAUUGACUUGUUUACAGAUUUUAGUUUGUUCUUUCGCAAUCUAAAAAAGCGUUGGUGUUCUAUUAUAAUUGAACAUACACACACAACUGGCAUGAAAAAUGAGGCAUCAACAGUUGGUCUCCCACUCUCCUGCACUCUUAUAGAUGCCUUGUGCAAAGACAAUCAACUCAAGCUUGCACACCAGUUUUUCGAGGAUAUGGAAGCUCAUGGACUGAAACCAGAUAUAAUAACUUGGAAUUCAUUCCUUGACGGCAUGCGUAGGAAUGCACAAAUAGAUAAGGCAGUUGCAACAGUGAAGGAAAUGGAGAGCACUGGAAUGGUCCCUAAUAUUAUUACAUACAGUAUCCUAAUGGAUGGUUUCUGUGAAGCUAAUCGCCUUAGAGAAGCGAUGGACAUCUUCUCCUUUCUCACAGCUAAAGGGCUGCAUGAUGUGCGUGCUUACACCAUAAUGAUAAAAGGGUUUUGUAAAGAAGGGUUGCUAGCAAAAGCUGAUGAAUUAUUGAAGAAUAUGGAGGACAAUGGAUGCUUUCCAGAUGAAUGCACCUUUAAUACAAUUAUUAGAGGAUUUAUAGAUGGAAAGGAUGUUGGGAGAGCUUUAGAGCUUGUCAGGUUAAUGAGAAGCAAAGGGUUUGUUGCUGAUAAUCACACUAUAUCAUCAUUUGUGAGCUUACUCAGUGAUCCAAAUAUUGGUGGUGCAGUUAAGGAAUUGCUGAAACAGGUGAACGCUGAGCAAGCGAUAAUUAAGAGCAAAGGUGGAAGGAGGAAUGACUUAAGCAUAUAUGAUCAGCUGUGACAGAGAUGUGUAAACAGAUAUCAUAAGUGAACUUGUGAAUCAGUAAGUCAUAUGUUUAAUGUAUUUGAUGGAUUGUAGGCAAAAACUUAAUGCCUGUGUUUUUGAAAUUGGAAUGUACAUGUAUGAAGCAAAUGUGGAUUAACCUGUUAA